AGCUGUUUGUUGUCUGCACGACUGCACGUCAAAAAGGCAUGUUUUGGUUGAAUACCUCUAUAAAAUUCCUGUACGGCUAUCGAUCUUACCGCUGCUGUCUUACAUUAGCUUUCAACAGAGCAAUUGGCUAUAGAUCCUCUCGGACGACGGACGUGAAGAUGAACGAUCCCGUGGAGAACGCCAAACGACUAGCCGCCUUCAAGGCAGUGGACAAUCACGUGGUGGAUGGUGUCAUUGGAAUUGGAAGUGGGUCCACGGUGGUGUAUGCUGUUGAACGUCUGGCACAGAGAGUCAAGGAUGAGGGUUUGGAAGUUAUUUGUGUCCCAUCCUCCUUCCAAGCCAAACAGCUCAUCAUUCAGUAUGGAUUGAAAUUGGGAGAUUUGGAGAUGAACCCAGAAUUGAAAGUGACAAUCGAUGGUGCUGAUGAAUCUGAUACCAUGCUAACUCUCAUCAAAGGAGGUGGCGGGUGUCUGACUCAGGAAAAAAUUUUAGCCAGCUGUGCAGAAGAAUUCAUAGUCAUAGCAGAUUACAGGAAAGCAUCCACCAAUCUGGGCGAACAGUGGAGAAAAGGCAUUCCAAUUGAAGUCAUUCCUGGUGCUUAUCGUGUUGUCUACCAAAAAAUUGAGAAAUUACUUGGAGGAAAGUCAGAACUGAGGAUGUCUGGCAGUUCAAAAGCUGGCCCUGUUGUUACAGACAAUGGGAAUUUUUUACUCGACUGGAAUUUUGAGGGUGUGAAGGAUUGGAAGCACGUCGAGAACUGCUUGAACAUGAUUCCCGGAGUUGUGGAAAACGGUUUGUUUGUAGGAAUGGCACGAAAAGCUUAUUUUGGUAUGAGCGACGGGACAGUGAUGGAACGCAACGUUUAACGGUUUGUUGAACGAAUCUCUCUUUAAAAAAAAAAUCUGUGUAUUUAUAAUCACACUCAGAAAAUGAAAUUAAAAAAGAACAUUGAGAAAACCUAAAAGGGUAAUCUCCAUUGUCCUCAAUACUA
Daphnia pulicaria is the source of this 991-nucleotide messenger RNA. RefSeq names its product ribose-5-phosphate isomerase-like (gene Rpi). The record is from RefSeq and is a predicted model, not a curated record. NCBI's taxonomy places the organism in Eukaryota, Metazoa, Arthropoda, Branchiopoda, Diplostraca, Daphniidae. Gene Ontology annotation, biological process: D-ribose metabolic process; pentose-phosphate shunt, non-oxidative branch. The transcript has 7 exons. Gene Ontology annotation, cellular component: intracellular membrane-bounded organelle. Bases 39 to 866 code for a protein of 275 amino acids. Gene Ontology annotation, molecular function: ribose-5-phosphate isomerase activity.